Molecule: messenger RNA, 5370 nt
Organism: Diplodia corticola
Lineage: Eukaryota; Fungi; Ascomycota; Dothideomycetes; Botryosphaeriales; Botryosphaeriaceae
Exons: 1
Coding region: 1-5370 (1789 amino acids)
Source: RefSeq, a predicted model, not a curated record
AUGGGGGAGUCGUCAUCGCGGCGCAACGUGCGCUUCGAGGGCCUCUCACCUGAGCCGGACUCACCGUCCAACAUCGCGGAAUUCCCACCCUCGGGGCAACCGUACGCACAGGAUGACAUGGAAGACGAUACGGAAGACAGCAUGGAAGAUGGUAUGGAAGACAACAUGAGGGAUGGUGUGGUGGAUAGCAGCCUGUACUUCACCGAACCCGAACACGUUCCUCCGCCGUCUUCCCAGCGGAACGGUUAUGAGAGACAACACAUGUCGAAUGGCGGUCCUUACUACACCAGGGGACAUGCUAAACACAUGCCAACCAACCAUGCCUUUGCUCGAGGAAACUACUUACAAGACCCAAACUAUCCAUCGAGAAACGGUUAUCGAUCAUCACCGGAGCGUAGGCCUCGAGAGCGCGGGCGCCACGUGGGGCAACUCGGAAGAUCGAGCCAGAAGGAGGCUGCUCGCAAUUACACAACAUUUGAGGAUUUCUGCAGCCAGGCUUUAUCCGCAGCAUCCCAGGGAAAACGGCCGCUCAACCGUCAGCAACUUUCGCAGCCUGAGGUCAUCGACUUAUGCAGCGACGACGACCAAAGAGAGGCGUACAAUCGCACUUCCACGGGCAGUCGCCUUUCAGCGAAGAGUGGCCGUCAGCACAACCACAUCCAGCGCCAAACCAACGGGCUUGGAUACGCUACUGAUGCAGAGUACCAACCUAGGCACGACAGAGACCGGCCAAGAAGUCGAAAGCGUCCCAAGAACGAUCUCAAUCUUGCAGUACAGACGUAUCGCACGGACGACGAAGGCUUGACGACAAAACGCCAGCGCAGUCCAGAGAUCUAUUAUCCCUCUCGGCCGCCGACGAUACCAGUGAAGCGUCAGCGCCGUCAGCAAGACGAAUAUGACGAACCGAUCCCCCGCCCAACCUACCUUCCUCCCGCCACUAGCCACCGCCAGGACCGUCCCGAGCAGCGCCAGAACAGAAAAGCCCCCUCUUCCGGCAACGAGCUCGGCUACAGCCACCGUCCAGCCACGCAACCCUUCAUGGACGAAGACUCGGAAGAAGACGCGCGGCCGUUGCCCGACGACGAGAAGGACGACGACGACGACGUCGCCUCGAUGGCAGCGAAGCAGAAGAAGCAUGAGACGGCGAAGAAGAAGAAGCUUAGACAAACCGCCGCCAACUAUUCCGACGCCGGUCCAGCAGCUCGCGACCACCCAGCCCAGAAUGCAGCCAGCGGUGCAAUAAUCCCGAAGAUCAAACCGUCGUCGCGGGAUGAUGACGAUGACGAGCAGCAGCAGAACAGCUACCCUGCAUCUGCAACGGCGCCCGCUGAUCAUCCUGCAGCCCAGGGGCGCCCGUACGUCGCGUCCGGCAUCUCCCUCAGCCAGGCGCUCCGCGAGCAGGCGCGAGCUAAACACAUGAGCAGCUCGCAGAUCACCGACAGUGACGUGGAGACGACGACCGCCGCCGCCGCCGCCGCCGCGCCUUUGAUAACAGCGGAGGAGGGGUAUGGUGCCAAACCGGUGUCGGCGUCGUCUUCGCCUUUCCGGACGCCGAAGCUGAAGCCGGUGCCGAUGCCGAAGAUGAGGAUUGCGCCGGUGCCGAGGCUGUUGAAGCUGCCGCCGCUCAGGGCGGGGCUGCCGGCGGUGGGGGAGGAGAAGGGGGGUGGAGGGGUUGUGGAUAUCUCCAGCGCGGAGGAGUCGAGCAGUGAUGAUGAUGAUGAUGAUAGCGACGGGGAGGGAGAUGGGGGUGAUGGUGUUGGUCCGCGGCGUCUGACUGGCAAGAAGCAUGGAGAAGCGGAGGGCGGCAAUACGGCGACUGGGUCCGCUAUGUCUUUUCUUUCUUCUCCUUCUCCUUCUCCUCCUCCUUCUUCUUCUUUUCGUCUUCCCCCUCCAGCAACGGCAGCAGCAGCACCACCACCACCACCGUCAUCGUCAUCCGCGGCGCCCACGCCCACGCUCAUGCCCACCGCCCGUCGCGAACGAACAAGCAACGCGGCCAUGAUCAAAAAACUGCUCAAGCAACAAGGUAAAGCGAAAAAGAAGGAUCCCCCCUCCGCCGCCGCCGCCGCCACCUCCACCUCCACCACCACCAACAACAACAACAGUCAGAAGAAGAAAACGAGACCCUCCACAGAAACCGACGACGCCAAAGAAGAAAAAGCCGCAUGGCAGCAAGCCCUGGCCGCUCUAGACGCCGACACUGACCCAGCGCGACGACGACAACGACGUCGGCAGGAAAACGGGGCUGCUGCUGUUGAUGGUUCGCAGCUUGGGGUUGGGUCUGGGGAACAGCGGCGGCGGGGGGACAGGGAGGGUGGGGAUGGUGAGGGCGAUGAUGACGGUGAUGAUGCGAGAUCGGCGUUGUCGUCGUCGUCGUCCGGCGGCAGCGGCAGCAGCAGCGAAGUCGAGCGGGAAGACGUGAUGGCGGCGAUUGAGGAGGAGAGGGAGCGGGAGAGGGGGAAGAAGGAAAAGGAGUUGCGGAGGAAGAGGAUCGCGUAUCAUGAGGCUAGGUUGCGGCAGGAGAGGGAGAAGGAGAUGGGGGCGGAUGGUGGUGGUGAGGCGGGGACGAAGGCUGGGAGGAAGGAGAAGAAGGUGAUGAAGAAGAAGAAGGGGAAGAGUGUGGCGGAGAAGGGGAGGGAGGGGAAGAAGAAGAAGAAAUCGAAGAGUGAGGAAUUUGUGGAGGAGGAAGAGGAUGAGGAUGAAGUGAUGGACGAGGUUCUUGGGGGAGUUGAGCAGGGGCUUGACGCGGCGAACGAUCUCCUUGAAGAUGCUGACGGCGACGGAGGACAAGCAGCCGUCGAAGUCAACGGCGAACUGGGCGACGACUUUGAGUGCCUUUUUAACGAGCCGUCUGAUGAAGGUGCCGGGCAGCCCGUCACUGGCCAGGAGAAUGACGAUAAGGAGAGCCAUGUUGAAGCAGGUAAAAGUACCACAACAGCCUCAAGGGAUCUAACAUCUCAAGAUCCCGUUGACGAAAACCUGCAAAAGCCCGCGAACGAGGGUAUUAAUCAACCUAGUUUCGGAGGUCCCGCGAGCUUACAGUCCAUGCUCGCAAAUGCGACGAAGGAGCCUGCAAAGGAGCGCAACGACGAUACGAGGAAGCCUACGAGCGGCAGUGCACGCGAGGCUGCCCAGCGAAACGCUUUAAGGAGAGAGCAAGCACUUGCAAAUGGCCCGCUCAAGAAGCACAUUCAGCCAGUACCGUCCAGUAAGCCGAAGGGCGCUUCGGGGGCAAAAAGCAGUGCAUUCAUUCCCACCCCAAAAUCCAAGAAUCAGAGCGCCUCCCAGGCCCAACGGAAGCCAACGUCGAACUUCUUGCCUCGCGAGAGCGAUCUUUUACCUGCAAAGGCCUCUAAGAAGAUGAGUAGCCAGACAGCCAACGUUCCUCGGAGGCCGGCAACGGCUCUUAACGAUCCAGAUUCCGUGAAUUUCGGUCCUCUCGUCGCUGACAAGACGCCGUCUACGCCCUUAUCAGUACUCGAGGAAGAAGACGACAAGCAGCUCCACUUCUGGAAGGAAAAGGGUCUCAAGUGGGAAGAGAUCCGCAUCCUGUACGCCGCUCGAACCGGCAAGAAGUUUUCGGUCGCGGGGCUCCAGUACCGGCUUAAGCGCGUCCACAACCGCUGGCCAGAUCUCACCAAGGACAGAGCGGACGAGGGGAAGAAGGAUGCGGAAAAGGAAAAACAGGAGGAGCUCCAGCAGCAGCAGGAACAACCACCGCCAUUGGGCGGCAAGAAGUGGGACCCAAACGCGUACGAGCAAUACAUGGCCAACCAGCAGGCCCUGGCCGACUUCCUGACCGACGGCGAGGAGGAAUCAUCCUCAGACGCCGACGAAAUCAACGACAACGACGACGCGCUCCACACUACAGCUAGCCGGCGCCACCAACGCGCCGCUCUCCCCAAACCGACCCGCAAUCCUCCUCCCACCAGCACAACAACAAUCCCCUCCCCCGCCCCCCUCGCCGAAAACGAAGUCUGGUUCGAAUACCACGUCACGCGCCAAUGCUGGGACCCCUCCCGCGAGGACCAAUCCGCCGCGCCCGUCUACGCCGUCGGCGGGCCGGGGCCGGCGCAGGCGCUCCACACGCUCCGCGAAGCCAACGCCGCGGCGGGCGAGGAGAUCCAGCGCGCCCGCUUCGGCGUCGAGGGCGUGAGCGCGGGCUGCAAGAGCUUCUCGUGCGAGACGGACGCGGAGGGCAUGCAUCAUUACCGCGUGGAGCACGACGACGCUGCGGGGAGGGCGACGGUGCGGGUCGAUGUGGGGAGGUCGUUGAGAGCGCCCGGGGCGGCGGCGGCGGCGGCGGCGGCGACGAGGCCGAGGGUGGGGAGACAGGGGUGGUUGGGGACGAGGGGGUGGGUGGCGUGUGUGGAGGAGGUGUGGAGGGUGGAGAGGCCGGCUGGGUGCUGUUGUCGGCGCCGUCGGGAUGCAGGGGGGGAUGGCGGUGGCAGCGGCGAUGAGGGGGGCGGUGAUGGCGGCGGGGACGACGACGACGACGGUGACGACGACGGUGAUGGUACCAGCGGCAGCAAUCGUGACGAUGAUGGCAAUGCCGAUGCCGAUGCCGAUGCCGCUGCUGCUGCUGCUGCUGUUGCUGCUGCCACCUUCCCCAGCCACGACGACGACGACACCACCUUCGACGACCUCUUCAAGAACAUCGACGACCUCUUCGCCGACCCCGAAGACCCAGUCGUCGUCGUCGAACCAUCUAUCCAAACUCACCACCACCACCAAGCCGAGUCUCCAGCUCCACCAGCACCAGCACCAGCACCAGCACCACUCCAACCUCAACCUCCCAACCAACAACAACAACAACAGACCCCGACCCCAGACCCAGACCCUCACACCCAAAACAACCACCACACCCACACCCACACCCACACCCACACCCCCUCCCCCUCCCUCGCCACCGAACACACCACAACCACCACCACAACCACCACCCGCCGCCCCCGCAUCCUCGGCUUCUUCACCGUCCCCGACGCCGCCAACCGCGAAGCCGCCGCCGCCCUGCUCGACGCCGUCUGCCCGCGCACCAACAGGCGGAUCGACGCCGUCGAGGCGCGCGAACGGAUGCGGAAGGAGUUGGAGGAGAGGGUUGAGGCGUUGGCUGCGUUGGCGGAUCAGGGGGAGGAAGGGGGGGAAGAAGGGGGGGAGGAGGAGGAGGGGGAAGGGGAAGAGGGAGGGGAAGAGGGAGGGGAAGGGGGUGGUGGAGGUGGAGGGGAAGGAGGCGUGUUUGAGUGCAGUGUGGAGGUGGAGGAGGAUUAUCGUCGAUGCGAGGGGGAGGGGGAUGGGGGCGAGAGGGGGAAGGUGGUGGAGGUGAGGUCUUGGGUUGAGGAGGUGGGGGUGGGGGGGCCGAGGAAUGCGUGA